This is a messenger RNA of Centruroides sculpturatus (bark scorpion), 2094 nucleotides long. RefSeq names its product iduronate 2-sulfatase-like (gene Ids). NCBI's taxonomy places the organism in Eukaryota, Metazoa, Arthropoda, Arachnida, Scorpiones, Buthidae. The record is from RefSeq and is a predicted model, not a curated record. The coding region runs from base 81 to 1823 and encodes 580 amino acids. The transcript has 8 exons. Gene Ontology annotation, molecular function: iduronate-2-sulfatase activity.
UUGUGUCGUGUGGAAUGGGAAGAGCAGACGAUGAUUGUUGCUUGCAGGAGUCGAAAGUGAGAGCAGAGAAAAUAUAAAUUAUGACGAUUUCUGAUAGAAAAACUUUAAAAAAUCGUAGUAUUUACUUAUGUGUUGCUAUCGUAAUAUUAGUUGUAGCAACUGGAACUGUUAUGUUGGGAUUGCAUUUUACUCUUAGGAAAACAAAACAGAUUGUUGCACCAACUAACGUACUAUUAAUUAUUGUGGAUGAUUUAAGACCAGCAUUAAAUUGCUAUAAUGAUAAGGUAGCUAUUACCCCUAAUAUUGACCAGUUGUCACAACAUAGCAUAAAAUUUAACAAAGCAUAUGUUCAGCAAGCCCUUUGUGCACCUAGCAGAAACUCUUUUCUUAUUGGUCGAAGACCAGACACCAUUCAUCUUUAUGAUACUCAUGAUUACUGGAGGAAGACUGUAGGAGAUUUUAUAACACUACCUCAAUAUUUUAAAAAUCAGGGGUUCCAUACUGUAAGUAUGGGAAAAGUUUUUCACCCUGGCAGAUCUUCAGGAGGCACUGAUGAUUACCCAUAUAGUUGGUCAGAUAAGCCUUACCAUCCUUCAACUUUGGCAUACAGAAAAGACUGUUACACAUCUACUGAAAAAUUUAACAACUUAUAUUGUCCUGUUAAUGUAAAGGAACAACCAGAGGGAACCUUACCAGAUUUGCAAAUAAUAAAUCAAGCUCAAAAGUUUAUAGAAAAUUAUUCUAAAGAAAAAUCUGAAAAUUAUAAGCCAUUUUUUCUAGCUGUUGGUCUACAUAAACCUCACAUUCCAUUUAAAUUUCCUAAAGAAUAUGCAAAUUUAUAUCCUCAUAUUGAUCUUGCUCCAAAUAGACAAAUUCCUAAAGGUAUGCCUGAUGUUGCUUGGAAUCCUUGGAUGGAUAUUAGAUCUCGGCAGGAUGUAGAAAAACUAAACAUCAGUUUUCCUUAUGGACCAAUACCUGAUGAUUUUCAAGAAUUUAUUAAGAAGGGUUAUUAUGCUUCAAUAUCAUAUAUGGAUGAUUUGAUAGGAAAAUUACUUUCUACAUUAGAAGAAAAUAAUUUUGCUGAAAAUACAAUGAUUAUGUUUGUUGGAGAUCAUGGUUGGUCUCUUGGUGAACAUCAAGAAUGGGCAAAAUAUAGCAAUUUUGAAAAUGCAUUGAGAGUGCCUCUGUUGAUUUACAUUCCUAAAGUAUUAGAAACAAAUGGAAGGAUUUUUGAAUAUAUACCUCUGCAAGAUUAUAUUGAAGGAAGAAAACUUAAAAAUGAAACACAUCUAGAAAAAAGCAUGGAAUCAGAUGAAUUAGUUGAACUAGUUGAUAUACUUCCAACUGUCUGUGAUAUAAUGGAAUUGGAAACGCCACGUAUUUGCCCCCAAAAUUCAACGUCAGUCAAGUUUUGUACAGAAGGUAUUAGCCUGAAACCAUUGAUAGAAAAUAUAAUUGAUCAACAAAAAUAUAUCAAUGUUAAAACUAUUUCUUGGAAGACAGCAGCCUUUAGUCAAUAUCCCAGACCUUCUCAACAUCCUCAAAAAGAUAGUGAUCAACCAGACCUAAAUGAUAUUAAAGUUAUGGGUUAUACUAUAAAAACUAAAGAAUAUCGAUAUACUGAAUGGAUAAAAUUUUCUCCACAAACAUUUUCACAAGAUUGGUCAGUUGUUUAUGCAAAGGAAUUAUAUAAUCAUACUGCUGAUCCACAGGAGAAUAACAACGAAGCCAAUAAUCCCAACUAUGAAAAUAUUAUGAAGAAAUUAAGUGAGCAACUAAGAAAUGGUUGGAAUUCCAGUCUUCCAUCCCAUAAUGUGUACUAAUUUUAUUCUAUUAAUACAUAGCAAAAUCUCUGCUGGACAGAGUAAGAAGUAUUGCCAGCUGUAUUAUAUCAAUUAAUAUUUAUUGUAUAAUUUAGAAGCUAUUGAAAUUACAGAAACAUUUUUGAUGUGUAGAAUAAAAAUUAUUGUAAUAUCAUCUAAUUGAUCAUGUGGUAUGGAAUUUUUGAAGUUUAUAUAGAUAGUAUUUUUUUAAACUCAUAUUUUGUUACUACCUGAUUUAUUAAAUAUUUUCUAGUCAAUUUUAUUCACAUAA